Messenger RNA from Linum tenue, 1610 nucleotides. The record is from the annotation of a GenBank genome assembly. NCBI's taxonomy places the organism in Eukaryota, Viridiplantae, Streptophyta, Magnoliopsida, Malpighiales, Linaceae.
CAAACUUCCUCCAGUUACAAUUUACAAAAUACAAGGGAAAUGGAAAAACAAAUUUACCAGCAAGAUUUCCUUUGGAAGUUCGUAUUCAGCUGCCUGCUUGCCCCCAAAACCCUAACCUAUCAAGAAAAAAUUCCCCAGCUCCCUCACCCUCACAGCUAAGGCAGCAAAGAAUAUAAUUCCCCAGGUACUUCUCUCCCAAACCUCUUCUUCCGAAUCCUUCUCCGUCCUCUACCGUCGCAGUUCCUAGCUUCAGUAGCAGCCAUGGCGGGUCCGAAUUUGGAGUGUCGCAUGUACGAAUCCCGGUACCCGGAAGUAGACAUGGCGGUGAUGAUUCAGGUCAAGAACAUCGCCGACAUGGGUGCCUACGUCUCCUUGCUCGAGUACAACAACAUCGAAGGUAUGAUCUUGUUCUCCGAGCUCUCCCGCCGCCGGAUUCGUAGUGUCAGCAGCUUGAUUAAGGUCGGCCGCAUCGAGCCCGUGAUGGUGCUUAGGGUUGAUAAGGAGAAGGGAUACAUUGAUUUGAGUAAGAGGAGGGUCAGUGAAGAGGAUAUUCAAACAUGCGAGGAGAGGUACAACAAGAGUAAGCUUGUUCACUCCAUCAUGCGCCACGUUGCUGAGACUCUGGGAAUUGAUUUGGAGGAGCUGUACAUCCACAUUGGCUGGCCUCUGUACCACAAGUAUGGUCAUGCUUUUGAGGCAUUCAAAGUCAUUGUGACUGAUCCUGAUACAGUUCUUAGUACCCUUACCCGUGAAGUCAAGGAAGUUGGUCCUGAUGGACAGGAGGUAACCAAAGUUGUUCCAGCUGUAACUGAGGAAGUGAAAGAUUCUCUGGUGAAGAACAUCAGGAGAAGAAUGACACCACAGCCUACGAAGAUACGAGCUGACAUCGAAAUGAAAUGCUUCCAGUUUGAUGGUGUCCUGCACAUUAAGGUUUUCGUCUGGAUUUUGUAUAACUGGAUGCAAUGCGGAAGGCAGAAGCUGCUGGUAAUGAUGAUUGCCCUGUGAAGAUUAAGCUGGUGGCUCCUCCUCUUUAUGUUCUCACCACACAAACCCUUGACAAGGACCAAGGAAUAUCCAUCCUCACCAAUGCCAUCACGGCGUGCACUGAAGCAAUCGAAGAGCAGAAAGGGAAGCUUAUAGUGAAGGAGGCCCCAAGAGCGGUGAGCGAACGCGACGACAAGUUGCUGGCAGAUCACAUGGCUAAGCUGCGGAACGAGAAUGAGGAGGUGAGCGGGGAUGAAGAUAGCGAGGAGGAAGAAGAUACUGGUAUGGGAGAUGUGGAUGUAGAGAACGCCGGUCCGGGCAUAACCGAGUGAAAGCACUAGUACAGAGAAGGAAAAGAGGGUCUAUAGGAGGGGUUGUAGUUUUGGAUAUUCUUACAUUUGAUUUGAAGUACGGCCCUUUCCUUGAGUUGGUUUUUGUCACGGGCUCCCUUGAGUAUCUGCAGCGGGUUGAAUAGUUGUACUAUUGCUUUUGUAUGGCCAAACUGCCGAAGUCAUAUUGACCUUUUUCUGGCUGAUUCCCGUUACCAGAUUACUAACUGCUGGGAAACUGGACGUCCUUAUGGGAAGAUAGUAGCUCAACCGAGAGCCUUGUGCCCUCAAAUCAGC